Microdochium trichocladiopsis is the source of this 900-nucleotide messenger RNA. Its product is annotated as peptidase S8/S53 domain-containing protein. The record is from RefSeq and is a predicted model, not a curated record. Gene Ontology annotation, biological process: proteolysis. NCBI's taxonomy places the organism in Eukaryota, Fungi, Ascomycota, Sordariomycetes, Xylariales, Microdochiaceae. The annotation marks the transcript as partial. The transcript has a single exon. Gene Ontology annotation, molecular function: serine-type endopeptidase activity.
GCGCUCGCCAGCCUCCCGCAGGUCGCCUACAUCGAACCCAACUACAAGGUCACGACGAGCGCCAUCGUCCGGCAGCAGAACCCGCCAAACUGGGGGCUCGCGCGCAUCUCGAAGCGCAAGCCCAACGUCAACAACUAUGCGUACGACGAGCGCGCGGGCGCAGGGUCGUACGCCUACAUCAUCGACACGGGCAUCUACACGGCGCACCCGGACUUCCAGGGCCGCGCCACCUUUGGAUACUCGGCGAUUGCCAACCAGACGGGCGACGGCAACGGCCACGGCACGCACGUGGCGGGCAUCGUGGGGUCCGCGACGUACGGCGUGGCCAAGAAGGCGCAGCUCAUCGCCGUCAAGGUCCUCGAGGACGACGGCACGGGCUUCACGGACGGCGUGAUCCAGGGCCUGCAGUGGGCUGUGAGCAACGCCCAGGCCCAGGGCCGCGUAAAAAAGUCCGUCAUCAACCUGUCCCUCGCCGGGCCCAAGUCCCGCGCCCUCAAGGACGCGACCAAUGCCGCCGUCGCUGCGGGCGUCUUCGUCGCGGUCGCGGCGGGCAACGCGAACGCACUGGUCAAGGGCUUCUCGCCGGCAAAUGCAAAGGACGCGUGCACCGUCGCCGCCACAGACAUCAACGACAACCGCGCCGACUACUCCAACUUUGGCAAGCUGGUCGACAUCUUUGCCCCCGGCACUGGCAUCGUGUCGACGUGGAAGGACGGCAAGACGGCCACCCUGAGCGGGACGAGCAUGGCCAGUCCGCACGUGGCCGGCCUCGGGGCCUACAUGCUGAGCAUCGCCGCGUACAGGACGCCCGAAGAGAUGUGCAAGUAUCUCAAGUCGAUCGCGACUAAAGGCGCGGUGAAGAAUGCGGGAAUCACAAAGAACAAGUUGGCGUACAACGGG